This is a messenger RNA of Nycticebus coucang (slow loris), 4800 nucleotides long. It is a transcript of the gene CNTN4, whose product is annotated as contactin 4. Lineage: Eukaryota; Metazoa; Chordata; Mammalia; Primates; Lorisidae. The record is from RefSeq and is a predicted model, not a curated record. Gene Ontology annotation, molecular function: cell-cell adhesion mediator activity. Gene Ontology annotation, biological process: cell-cell adhesion; brain development.
AUGUUUCCUGUUGUUCUUGUCUGGGAGAUACUCUUAAUUUGGACAUUUUCUCUUCUCAUUUCAGAUGACAACACACUGCAUGGCCCAAUUUUUAUUCAAGAGCCAAGUAAUGUAAUGUUCCCUUUGGAUUCUGAGGAGAAAAAAGUGAAGCUCAGUUGUGAAGUUAAAGGGAAUCCAAAACCUCAUAUCAGGUGGAAGUUAAAUGGAACAGAUGUUGACAUUGGUAUGGAUUUCCGCUACAGUGUUGUUGAAGGCAGCUUGUUGAUCAGUAACCCCAAUAAAACCCAAGAUGCUGGAACAUACCAGUGCAUAGCAACAAACUCCUUUGGAACAAUUGUCAGCAGAGAAGCAAAGCUUCAGUUUGCUUAUCUUGAAAACUUUAAAACAAGAACAAGAAGCACUGUGUCUGUCCGUCGAGGUCAGGGAAUGGUACUCCUGUGCGGACCGCCACCUCAUUCUGGAGAGCUGAGCUACGCGUGGAUCUUCAAUGAAUACCCUUCCUAUCAGGAUAAUCGCCGGUUUGUUUCUCAAGAGACUGGGAACCUGUACAUUGCCAAAGUAGAAAAAUCAGAUGUUGGGAAUUAUACCUGUGUGGUUACCAACACAGUAACAAACCACAAGGUUCUGGGACCACCCACACCCCUAAUACUGAGAAAUGAUGGAGUGAUGGGUGAAUAUGAGCCAAAAAUAGAAGUACAGUUCCCAGAAACAGUCCCGACUGCAAAAGGAGCAACGGUGAAGCUGGAAUGUUUUGCUUUAGGAAACCCAGUACCGACUAUUACCUGGAGAAGAGCUGAUAGCAAGCCGAUAGCAAGGAAAGCCAGAAGACACAAGUCCAAUGGGAUUCUCGAAAUUCCUAAUUUUCAGCAGGAAGAUGCUGGUUUAUAUGAAUGUGUGGCUGAAAAUUCCAGAGGGAAGAAUGUAGCAAGGGGACAGCUAACUUUUUAUGCGCAACCUAAUUGGAUUCAAAAAAUAAGUGAUAUCCAUGUGGCCAUGGAAGAAAAUGUCUUUUGGGAAUGCAAAGCGAAUGGAAGGCCCAAGCCUACGUACAGAUGGCUAAAAAAUGGUGAACCACUGCUAACUCGGGACAGAAUUCAAAUUGAGCAAGGAACACUCAACAUAACAAUAGUGAAUCUGUCCGAUGCUGGCAUGUAUCAGUGUGUGGCAGAGAAUAAACAUGGAAUUAUCUUUUCCAGUGCAGAGCUUAAUGUUAUAGCUGUAGGUCCAGAUUUUUCAAGAACGCUCUUGAAAAGAGUAACCCUUGUGAAAGUGGGAGGUGAAGUUGUCAUUGAGUGUAAGCCAACAGCUUCUCCAAAACCUGUUUACACCUGGAAGAAAGGAAGGGACAUAUUAAGAGAAAAUGAAAGAAUUACCAUUUCUGAAGACGGAAACCUCAGAAUCGUCAAUGUGACUAAAUCAGAUGCUGGGAGUUACACGUGUAUAGCCACUAACCAUUUUGGAACUGCUAGCAGUACUGGAAACUUGGUAGUAAAAGAUCCAACAAAGGUAAUGGUACCCCCUUCCAGCAUGGACGUCACUGUUGGAGAAAGUAUCGUUCUUCCUUGCCAGGUGACUCAUGAUCACUCCCUAGACAUCGUGUUUACUUGGUCAUUUAAUGGACACCUCAUAGACUUCGACAAAGAUGGGGACCACUUUGAAAGAGUCGGAGGGCAGGAUUCAGCUGGUGAUUUGAUGAUCCGAAACAUCCAGCUGAAGCAUGCUGGGAAAUAUGUCUGCAUGGUCCAAACGAGUGUGGACAAGCUUUCUGCUGCUGCUGACCUGAUUGUAAGAGGUCCCCCAGGGCCCCCUGAGGCUGUGACUAUAGAUGAAAUCACAGACACCACAGCUCAGCUCUCCUGGAGACCCGGGCCUGACAACCACAGCCCCAUCACCAUGUACGUCAUUCAAGCCAGGACUCCAUUCUCCGUGGGCUGGCAAGCAGUCAAUACAGUCCCAGAACUCAUCGAUGGAAAGACGUUCACUGCAACUGUGGUGGGUUUAAACCCUUGGGUGGAAUAUGAGUUCCGCACAGUUGCAGCCAAUGUGAUUGGGAUCGGGGAGCCCAGCCGUCCCUCAGAGAGACAGAGGACAGCAGAAGCACUCCCUGAAGUUACCCCAGCUAACGUCAGUGGUGGAGGAGGCAGCAAAUCUGAACUGGUUAUAACCUGGGAGACAGUCCCUGAGGAGUUACAGAACGGGAGAGGCUUUGGUUACGUGGUGGCCUUCCGGCCCUAUGGCAAAAUGAGCUGGAUGCUGACAGUGCUGGCCUCUGCCGACGCCUCCAGAUAUGUGUUCAGGAAUGAGAGUGUGCGCCCCUUCUCUCCCUUUGAGGUGAAAGUGGGCGUCUUCAACAAUAAAGGGGAAGGCCCCUUCAGUGCACCCACGGUGGUGUAUUCUGCAGAAGAAGAACCCACCAAACCACCAGCCAACAUCUUUGCCAGAAGCCUUUCUGCCACAGACAUUGAAGUUUUCUGGGCCUCUCCCCUGGAAAAGAACAGAGGACGUAUACAAGGUUAUGAGGUUAAAUAUUGGAGACAUGAAGACAAAGAAGAAAAUGCUAGAAAAAUACGAACAGUUGGAAAUCAGACAUCAACAAAAAUCACCAAUUUAAAAGGCAGUGCACUGUAUCACUUAGCUGUCAAAGCAUAUAAUUCCGCUGGGACAGGCCCCUCUAGUGCGACAGUUAAUGUGACAACCAGAAAGCCACCACCAAGUCAGCCCCCUGGAAACAUCAUAUGGAAUUCAUCAGACUCCAAAAUUAUCCUGAAUUGGGAUCAAGUGAAGGCCCUGGAUAAUGAGUCGGAAGUAAAAGGAUAUAAAGUCUUGUACAGAUGGAACAGACAAAGCAGCACAUCUGUCAUCGAAACAAAUAAAACAUCGGUGGAGCUUUCUUUGCCAUUUGAUGAAGAUUAUAUCAUAGAAAUCAAGCCAUUCAGUGAUGGUGGCGAUGGCAGCAGCAGUGAACAAAUUCGAAUUCCAAAGAUUUCAAAUGCCUACGCAAGAGGAUCCGGGGCUUCCGCUUCGAACGCGUGUACGCUGUCAGCCAUCAGUACAAUAAUGAUUUCCCUCACAGCUAGGUCCAGUUUAUGACAAAAGUUAUCUAAAGGACUUGCUGUUUAUAAUAUAAGCAACAUUUAGCUAGUUGUUUUGAAGACACCCAGUACUAAGUAAUAUUGUUGUUCGAGUACAUCUUAUUACCGGAAAAAAAAAAAUGUUUUUUGCUUCUUUCGGAAUGGCAUUAUACAGUACUUCCUCAAAGCAGACCUAGCUUUGUCUGAAGUUUCUUUGGAGACUCUGCAAUGCACUGAAGACAUCUGUAAUAUGAUGUUACCAAAGCAGUUUACAUAUGUCCUUAUAUGCAUAUUUUUAUUAUAUAUUUAGUGUUUUAUAGAAUUUUUUAAAGUUAACAUAUAAUGUAGAUAUUAAUUUUUUCCUCUGCUGUAAAAUGCUAUGGGCAACACAGUCAUGCAAUUAUAAUUUGAAAAUAUUUCCUUUAAAAACAGAGCUUGAAACUCAUCUUGAUUAAUAAAUGGCAAAAACUGCACUUGUACAGUUGUAUGAGGAUCUAGUGACGGAACAGCUAAAGAUUUGGUCUCUAAUUCAAGGCUGCCGUAGGUGAACCAUCUUUGGAUGGUUCAUGCAUUUGGAUGUGUAUAAUAUGUUUUCCAGCCCCCUUGUGAAUUUUGUUGUUCAACACAACUUGAGAUGGUUUCAAGAAUGGCUGUAAUCUCAAAAACAAAAUGGACGGCCUGAGAGGCAUCUUGUGCAAUACUCCCAUCCCUGAAGUUAGCAUUGUACAGUGAGACUUUCUUUUCCUCAGCUAAGUUAGCAUUGUCUUUGUAGUAGCAUUAUUAGACAUUAAAUCUGAAGUUACAUAGCCUGUAGUAACAUAGGCCAAAAGUUACUAUAGUCAAUCAAGUCUUUCAAAGGGUACAAGAUAAUUUUACUAUCUUUAAAUGUAUCUGUUUUGAAUGUAAAUUUUUUAAAAUAAGUAAUUCUCUGUCAAUGGAUUCAUAAUUUCUUCACACAAUUUCUUAUAUAUUAUACGUGUAUCUCUGUAACAAUAGAGCCCUUCUUUUGAAUGAAAAUUACAUACCGAGUUUGGACGAUUUCUCCUAUUUCAGCAAAUAGUUGCCACAAAGAAUUUUUCAUAUGACUCUAUAAAAGAUCUUUAGUAUAAUUAUAUGGUAUCUUUAUGACUCUCCUGUUUUGCAAUAGGUAGCCUAGUUGCUUUAUAAGCUUUACCUUCUAAGUCUUAAAAUCACACAUUGGAAAAUGACAAUAUCAACAAAUCCAUAUUCUUAACAAAAGAACUAUUUGUUAUGAUGGGGGAGGUUUUGUAAGUGGACACUGGUGGAACAGUAAUAUAAGAGGCAAUGAAAUUUUCUAUAAAACUUUCACAGCAGCCACCUUUUCUUCUUAGAGAGCUCAAAUUUACCUGUAAUUUGUUAUUUUUGCUUACAAAUAAUAUAACUUAACUUUUCAACCUUCUAGUCAUAUUUAUCCAAUAAAGUCGUAAUCAGGAUUCCAUUUGUAUAAAAAUUAGGGUGGUAACCAGAAAAAAUAUUGUCAGUAUUUCAAUCUGUGUUCCUUUCUUAGUUUGAUAUGGUUACUUCUAUGUUAAAAUCAAAUAAUAUUUAAAAUCACACAUACAAAAAAAUCAACAAAAUAAUAAAAUGAAUGAAAAAAAAUGCCACCCCAGGUAGUCCCCAGCCCCAGUGUAAAUGACAUUUACCAGUGAUCUAGCAUAUGUAAUCUUUUUUUAAAGGUAUUGUUAAUAAAUAUUCUGUCAUUUGUAAA